Molecule: messenger RNA, 1299 nt
Organism: Aspergillus viridinutans
Lineage: Eukaryota; Fungi; Ascomycota; Eurotiomycetes; Eurotiales; Aspergillaceae
Exons: 4
Coding region: 1-1299 (432 amino acids)
Biological process (GO): endoplasmic reticulum to Golgi vesicle-mediated transport
Cellular component (GO): TRAPP complex
Source: RefSeq, a predicted model, not a curated record
AUGCAAGAAGCCAGACCGGUACGUCUCUUGUUCCUUCCUCCAGAGAAACGACUCAGACCAAUAAACUUCAAGUCAGUUGAAGAUCGCGCAUUAGCUCUGCACGAGCAUAUCUUUGCUCAGCCCCAAGAGAGAUUCGCGAACCAGCCCUGGGAGUUGGUCAAGGCCAUCGAGACCUUCGCACAGAACAAGCAUAUGAUGAUCUUCAAAGAGAACAAAUUAACCUUAGCACGUCAACAACUUCAAGGUCUGCAGCCACCUCCGAAGACAAUAAUCGAAUUCGGUACCUUAAGUGCUCAGGUAGCUCGAGACCUCAUUCGCCUGGCUGGGCUGGAAGACCUUGUUCGUGUCCUGGAGGGGCCUGCUGCGGAAUCGCUCAAGAAGUUGCAUAUAGAGGGAAAGGUGAAGCCGAGAGCAGUGGAUAUGGCGUUCUUCGAUCACUGGGAGAAGUUCUAUUUGCCUGACUUGCAGCUCUGUGAAGACCUCAACCUUUUCCACACAGGGUCUCUGGUCAUCGCCGAUAAUACCGACUUUCCUGGAGCUCCUGACUAUCCGGCGUAUGUCAAGGCUGGGGGUCGAGGAGGAAAGGGGACUGUUCGCUAUGAUAGUCAGUCAUUGGAAGCGGUAGCGGAAGAGGGUCACCCGAGUGAUGCUGCACGAUUCCAAGCAUUGAAGUCCCUUCCUCAGCAGGACGAUUGUCCGAAUCCUAUCCAUCAUGUACAUCAAAUACCUCCCCCCCAUACAUACACAUCGCGAUUGACCAACUCCAAACACAGGGCCGUGUUCUCCCUCAUCAUAAUCAACAAAGCGGGCGGCUUGAUCUACCAGCGUGAAUUCCAGCCGGGACUGCGCAAACUCUCCACAAACGACUACCUCGUCCUAGCAGGGACGUUUCACGGCGUCCACGCCAUCACCCGCUCCAUCACCCCCAAAAUCCCCAUCUCCGCGCCCCUCCCAACAACACCCGCUUCCUCCUCAAACGUCGCCCUCUCGUCCCCCUCGGGCACAUCCACCCCGACGCCGGCUGCGUCGGCAUACAGCCUCCCUAACCCCGGCGUACCAGUGACGGGCCUGGAAUCUCUCGAGACGGAUAAGUUCCGGUUAACGUGUUUUCAGACGUUGACGGGGACCAAGUUCCUCUUGUUCACGGAUCCGCUCAUGGCGAAUAUCGAUGCGGUGAUGAAGAAGAUUUACGAGUUAUAUUCGGACUAUGUGAUGAAGAAUCCUUUUUAUCAGCUGGAGAUGCCUGUUCGGUGUGAGGCGUUUGAUCGACAUCUAGGCGGUUGGCUGAGGAGGACAUGA